AUGGGCGGCCCUGGGGGUGGGGCUUAUGUUGCGCCCUCGACUGGAGAGGUUGAGAGCCGCGUGCAGGCCACUGCGGCUGGCACCCCCAAGCUGAAUGCGGCGAUUACAGCGGCGGCCCCUGCAGUUGUCGGCAAGGCCGCGCAGCCUGCCGCGACAGCAGCUGCCCAAGUUGUCGCAGCCGCGGCAGCCGAGGCCGCCUCCGUGGGCACAAGCGAGCCCGUCAAGGAGGUGGCAACAGCGGCAGCCACAACCAAGCUUGGCGUAGAGCCUGUGCCAGCCACCAAGCCUGCAGAGCCCGCCGUGCCUGCUCAUUCGGCGCCCACGGCGGCCGCCUCACAAGCAGCGGCCGCGGCCGUCGAGCAGCAGGUGUCACCUGCCUCCAAGGCCAGCCCCUCGGCGGGCGUGACACCUUCUGCCUCGAUCGUGCCGGCUGCGCCGGCCACGGCGGUGGCACCGGCGCCAGCGGCGCAGACCAAGGCAGCGCUAAAGACCGAGGAGAAGCCCGAGCAGAAAAAGACCGCCACCCAGGCCGCCCCUGUGGCGGCGCCCAGCACGCCACCAUCGGCAGCAUCGCCUUCCCCCUCGCCCUUGCCCUCGGCCCCUGUGGCAGCCGCCCCCAAGGCAGCCAAGCCCAAGGCAGCGGCGCCGGCGACGCCCUCGCAGGCCGGCCCACAGGCACCGCCCAAGUCUGCGGCACCCGUGGCUGCGGCUGUGCCAGCGGAGGCACAGGGCCCUGGCGGCGCAGGGGGUAACACCCCACAGGCUUCGGCAGCAGGCGGCGCUGGAGGCGCCAACGGCACCAGUGGCAGCGGCGGCGCAGGCGGUGGCAAGAAGCGCAGCAACAAGAAAAAAGGAGGCCGCGGAAAGAAGUGA
This is a messenger RNA of Monoraphidium neglectum, 873 nucleotides long. RefSeq lists its product as hypothetical. The record is from RefSeq and is a predicted model, not a curated record. Lineage: Eukaryota; Viridiplantae; Chlorophyta; Chlorophyceae; Sphaeropleales; Selenastraceae. The transcript is spliced from 2 exons. Bases 1 to 873 code for a protein of 290 amino acids.